This is a messenger RNA of Syngnathus typhle (broad-nosed pipefish), 2795 nucleotides long. It is a transcript of the gene rad54b, whose product is annotated as RAD54 homolog B. Gene Ontology annotation, cellular component: nucleus. The transcript is spliced from 14 exons. NCBI's taxonomy places the organism in Eukaryota, Metazoa, Chordata, Actinopteri, Syngnathiformes, Syngnathidae. Bases 1 to 2757 code for a protein of 918 amino acids. Gene Ontology annotation, molecular function: DNA translocase activity; ATP binding; ATP-dependent chromatin remodeler activity. The record is from RefSeq and is a predicted model, not a curated record. Gene Ontology annotation, biological process: reciprocal meiotic recombination; double-strand break repair via homologous recombination.
AUGAGACGCUCAGCAGCUCCCAGCCAGCUACGAGGCAAUGCUGCAAAAAAGCCUUGUUUUGUCCCUCCUGGAGCUGCUUCUUCAUGGACUGGCGCAGAACCCAAAACCCAGUACCCUGAAUUUGGCUUGGACAAUCCCUUGAAUAAGGUCCAGAGAAGUCUAGGAGUUCCACCUCCCAACCAAAAUGCCCAUGUCCAGGCAGCACCAGCUUUGUCCAAAGCUUUGUCCAGAGUGCUCAGUGCAACUGAAAGUAAGGAGAACGUUAUUGAGACGGAACAUCCAAACGUUGCAUCACAGGAAGUCCCAACACCACAAAACAUCAGAGGGGCAGGCCUCCCUCAAGCAUGUGCCGUGUCAAAUCCAGUCCCAGAUACAGAAUGCAACCAAGACACGGCGCGAUACUUCAGCGUGAUGUGGUGUAAGGCCAGCAAAAAGAAACACAAGCGCUGGGAGGGGGAUGCCGUGCUGGUGACCAGGGGUCGCACAGCCACUCUGAAAGAUAUGGAGGGCAAGAACAUUGGACAGGGUAGCGGCUACAAGAUGUCAGUGCUGGCCUCUCUCGCAGAAGGAGAGACCCUGAUGAUCGGCGCCAAGGAAGUUGAGGUGAUGGGCGUCAUAUCCGCAGAAGCCUUUGCCACGGGACGUUGUUUCCAAGAAGCACAGGUAGAAGACGUUCUCCCAAAGACGGCUCCGGCUCCUUCACAUCGCCUCGCAUCUAAACCCUUCCGCCCACCGACACUGUCAGGGAGAGCAGAGCAUCUCGAAUCACAACCAAAGGAGGAACAAAUCUGCAAGCCUCGCCAUGAUCCACUAGCACCUGGUGCGCUGGUGAUGCCUCGGCCCUCGCCCAACCACCAGUGGUCUAAUAACAAAUCGGGGCUUCCCGUGGUUGAUGUUGUGGUUGACCCACACCUGACUGCGCACCUCCGCCCCCAUCAGAGAGACGGCCUGCUUUUUCUCUACGAAUGCGUCAUGGGCAUGAGAGCCGCUGGGCGUUACGGGGCCAUGCUGGCCGACGAGAUGGGUCUGGGGAAGACCCUCCAGAGUGUGGCUCUCUGCUGGACUUUGCUCAAGCAGGGACCGUACGGAGGAAAAGCGGUCACCAAGCGCGUGUUGGUGGUUACUCCAGGAAGCCUGGUGCAGAACUGGGCCGCUGAGUUCAACAAAUGGCUGGGCCGUGAGAGGAUCACCGUUUUCACAGUGGAUCAAGACCACAGGAUCGAGCGGUUUGUGUUGUCAAACCUGCACAAUGUUCUCGUGAUCAGCUACGAGAUGCUGCUUCGCUGCCUCGAGCAGGUCCAAAAAGUGGAAUUCGGUCUCAUCAUCUGCGACGAGGGUCACAGAUUAAAAAACAGCAGCAUCAAAACCUCCUCGGCUCUCAGCAGCCUGAGCUGCACUCGUCGGGUCAUACUCACAGGCACCCCGGUGCAGAAUGACCUGCAGGAGUUCUACGCCAUCAUCGACUUUGUAAAUCCGGGCAUACUUGGCUCCAGCACUGCAUACAGGAAAGUAUUUGAAGAGCCCAUCCUACGUUCCAGGCAGCCUUCGUGCUCAGAGGAGGACAGAUCUUUGGGAGUCGAGCGAGCGUCUGAGCUCUCCCGACUCACCGGCGAGUUCAUCCUGAGGAGGACCCAGGAGAUCAUCAACGAUUACCUGCCGCCGCGCCUGGACUGGACCUUGUUCUGCAGGGCGUCCCCGUUGCAGCAAGAAAUCUACAGGCAGCUCCUCUGCCACAGAAUCUUCCGAGCUUGCCUCCAAGGCUCCGUGCAAACACACACACACCUGGCCUGCAUCACCGCCCUGAAAAAACUGUGUAACCACCCGGCCCUGCUUCACGCCGGCGUCAUGGACAAAAUGAAGUGCGAUUCCGAGGAGAGCUCACUCUAUGAAGGCCUUCCUGUGUUAUUCCCAGAAAACUACUCUUCAGAUAGCUUGACCCCUCAUGACUCUGGGAAACUUUUGGUUUUGUUGGACCUCCUGAGUACCAUCAGACAGUUGAGUCCAUCCGACAGGGUAGUGAUCGUGUCCAACUACACUCGGACGCUGGACAUGCUCCAGAAGCUUUGCGUGCGCAUGAGUUACACGUUCUGUCGGCUCGACGGACAAACGCCCACCAACCAAAGGCAGCGGCUGGUCGACGGCUUCAACAGUCCUUACUCUUCCACUUUCCUGUUUCUACUCAGCUCCAAAGCUGGCGGCGUAGGACUCAACCUAGUGGGGGCUUCCCAUCUAGUACUCUAUGACCUCGAUUGGAACCCGGCUAAUGAUAUUCAGGCUAUGGCACGAGUGUGGCGCGACGGACAGAAGAAGACCGUCCACACUUACCGUCUACUCACAGCAGGAACUAUUGAGGAGCGCAUUUUCCAGCGGCAAGUGUCCAAGCAGGGGCUUUCUGGGACGGUGGUGGACCUCGGCAAAGGCUCGGAACACGCCAGCUUCUCCGCCAGCGAGCUGCGAGAUCUCUUCAGCCUGACUGACACGCCGUCGCUCACUCACGACCUGUUGAACUGCAGCUGCAAAAUGGACGGCUCAGUCAACAAUAUGGAAGAGGAAGACGAUGAGCUUUCUGACAAUCGCCCGUGCCAGCUGGGUCGGGACCGCUGCGGUCCGGCCCAGAAGCACCUCAGCAUGUCCGAGCUGAUGCGGUGGAGACAUUUCUCUGGAGACGCCCGCACCUUCUUUGAUCCUUACCUCGAUCACGCUCGAGACCACAUCACCUUUGCCUUUCAAACAACCAUCUCCCACGUGGACCAGUAACUACCAAACAAGAUCUAUUAAAUAUCCAGCUGCUCAGA